AUGCCCUUGCUCGACAAAUUCAAGGGGCUCUUACUCGACAAGAAGCAGCAGCAGCAGCAGCAGCAACCGUCCACUCACGCCUCAGCUUCGUCAGCGGCAGCAGCACCGUCGUCGUCGUCGUCUGCCGCGAGCGCCGCUCCGAUCGUCAGCGCGCGUCAUCAGUCCCCACCAGCGUCAUCGGCCGCCAAGGCACACACGAACUUUGCUGCAGCCAACAACGCCGCCGCCGCCUCGGCCGCCACCACCUACGCCACCUCGACUAGUCCUACAUCAGCCUCGGCAUCCAAAGUAACGUCCAAGUCGAAAGCGACGACCGCCGCAUCACCGGCCACCGCAGCGACUACGGCCAGCAGCACUGCUCAGGCGACCAUGCAGUCGACCAUGACGCAGCAUGCCGAGGAGCUCGUCCGGAAGGACAACGCUAACAGGGCUAAGCGCGAGCACACCCAAUACGAAGGCCUACCGGAUGGUCUCGUCCUCGGCGUCAAGAUGGGCGACGGCGCCUUUUCGAACGUGUUCGUGGCGACACUGAGGCCGAACGCGGCCCAGCUCGCUAUCGACCCAACCCUCGGCAAGUCGGUCAAGGUCGCGGUCAAGUGCGUGCGCAAGUACGAACUCAACUCGUCUCAGGUAAGCGAACUUUUGAUUUCCUCCUUCCAUGUGAUGGGCACGAACUUUCAUUGUUGCUGCACCUCGUCGCUUGCUUCCUCGCUUGCUCGCUCUCCGCAUCCCCGACGUCAGGGGAAGGGGACCUCGGCCCGUGCGUGCACGUCAUCGCGGGUGGCCGCCUCGGCAACGGGCACGGUUCUGCUCGGCGACGACCUCGAGGAGCAGUCUCGUACUGUAGCCUGCUACUCGAGUGGUUCACUGCGAAUCGUCGCUAGUCGAUGUCGCAAACACGCAAAACUGAUCCCUGCUUCCCAUCGCAUUCACUCCUCCCCUCGUCUCGUCUCGUCUUUUCUUGUCGUCGCCCUUUUCCUUCCCCUCCCCUCCCUUCACAUCUUUCCCUGGACGGACUCUUCGCUUCGAUCUGCCUUCGCGUUUCGUCCCUCUGUGCUCUCUUCACAAUACUUGACUUAUGUCUUGCUCGCUCGAUCGUGUCCUUGCCCUUAACUCGGCCCCUCGUUUGCAGGGGUUGACGGGCAAGCACGUCGGCGAAGCAGUCAAGAAGAAGCCGAGGGCGACCGAGGUCCGUUGCACGCUCCUCUGCGAGCCUCUCCAACCUGAACCUGCCGCGAUCGAAGCGAUGAAUCUAACUCUCUGUAUCACCUCCUUUCCCCAUUGCACUCGAUUGCGCGCGCCAUCGCUCGCCUUCUCGCUCGUUUGCCCGUGUUUCUUUGGCCCACCCCUUUCCCUUCCCGAUCACAGCGCGCCAACAUUCUCAAAGAAGUCCAAAUCAUGCGGGGCCUCAACCACCCAAGCAUCGUUCGGUUACUCAACUUUACGGAAUCGCGGGAACACUAUUUCCUCACUCUGGAGUGAGUGACAUUUGCAUCGCCUUCGCUGCUCGCCCCCGAUCUUUGUUACUGACCGACGGUCUCGGCACUUCUCAUCCAAGACUCAUGGAGGGCGGAGAGUUGUUCCACCAGAUUGUUAAACUCACGUAUUUUUCGGAGGAGCUCUCACGGCAUGUAAUCCUGCAAGUCGCGCACGGCAUCCGGUAUCUGCACGAGGAGAAGGGUGUCGUCCAUCGGUUCGUUAUGACUCAUUCACAUCCCCGGGCUUGAACGCGAAGGAAACUCAUGUUCAUCGUUACUCUACCGUUCAUCUUGCUCAACAGUGAUAUCAAACCCGAAAACAUUCUCUUCGACGCGAUCCCAAUUAUUCCCUCGCGUGUUCCCAAGAACCGCCCCUACGACGAGGAAAAGGAAGACGAGGGCGAGUUCUUGCCUGGUAUCGGAGGUGGAGGCAUUGGGCGCGUCAAGAUCGCCGAUUUCGGUCUAUCUAAGAUCGUCUGGAAUGAGGAGACGAUGACACCAUGUGGGACGGUCGGCUACACCGCCCCUGAGAUCGUCAAGGACGAGCGGUAUUCGAAAUCUGUCGAUAUGUGGGCUUUGGGCUGCGUGCUCUACACGUUGUUGUGCGGCUUCCCUCCCUUCUACGACGAGAGCAUCAACGUUUUGACCGAAAAGGUGGCGAGAGGCUACUACACAUUCCUAUCGCCGUGGUGGGAUGACAUUUCUGCAUCAUGUACGUUCUUUCGCCGCUUUGGUGGUGCUUGCACAAUUUGCUGACGUUGUCUGCGUCGAUGCAUCAUUCCCUUACAGCCAAAGACCUGAUCACACACUUACUCGAUGUCGAUCCCGAGAAACGCUACACGAUCGACGAGUUCCUGGCACACCCGUGGUGCAAGGAGAAGUCCGCACCUUCCGUCAUCACGCCCAACUCGCUCGAGACCUUGGCUCCUGGGCUUAAACCCAUCCCCAAGUACCAACCGCUCGACUCGCCGCUGCUCGCCCCUGGUGGACGACGAGCUAUGCCUUCGCCCGGUGUCGCCUCGCUCAAGGAAGCGUUCGAUGUUACCUACGCUGUACACCGCAUGGAGGAGGAAGGGGCUCGGAGACGUGCGUACAAUGGACCAGGUGGCGCCGGUCGUGCCGGAUUUCUGCACGGUCUCAACGAAGAAGAGGACGAGGAUGAGGACAUUGAGACGACCAAAAGGCGAUACGGUGCCGAGGUCUCGAAAGCGAUCGAGGACAAACGAAGGGAGGUUCAGGAUCCGAAUCGCAAGAAGGAGGUGCCGAUCGCGCCACAGCAAUACCAAGGCUGGGGAGGUGCGGAUCGCAAGAUGGCCGAGGCGGCAUUGUACGAUGGGCGUGCUGGACCUCGCGACCGUGGCUCACGGGGACGCAAGGGAGGGUUUGAGCUGGCACUCGACAAGGCGACACUGCUCGGUAGGCGAAAGGGGCCGGUCCUCGACAACUUACCCGAGCCGAUGCGAGUUGACUAG
Microbotryum saponariae is the source of this 2950-nucleotide messenger RNA. The record is from the annotation of a GenBank genome assembly. Lineage: Eukaryota; Fungi; Basidiomycota; Microbotryomycetes; Microbotryales; Microbotryaceae.